UGUGAUGUAUAUAUACACACGAGAGGGUUUGGCCUUUGAUGAUUAUCAAACCUCUGUCACAUACUUCACCAGAAUAAUAGAGAACAAGCGUGUCCAUAGCUAUAAGCUGAACGAGUCUUUCCCAUCCUUGGUUCCCUGCUAAGUUGUGCAAAUUUUCUGGCUUUUUCUUCCUCUUUGAAAUGGAGAACAAGACGGGACUGCUGAGAGUUCAUAUUCAGAGAGGGGUGAACCUUGCAGUUAGGGAUGUGAGAAGCAGUGACCCUUAUGUUGUUAUCAAAAUGGGAAGACAGAAAGUGAAGACUCGAGUGGUGAAGAAGAAUACCAAUCCAGAGUGGAAUGAAGAUUUAACUCUUUCUGUUGCAGAUCCGAGUCUACCAAUCAAACUUUCAGUGUAUGACAAAGACACAUUUUCUCUGGAUGAUAAAAUGGGGGAUGCUGAGUUUGAGAUUGGCCCAUUUUUUGAAGCCUUGAAGUUCCCCUUGAAAGGCCUCCCAAGUGGAACCAUAAUUCAUAGGGUAGUACCAAACGGGCAAAAUUGUCUUGCAGAAGAGAGCCAUAUUGUCUGGACCCGCGGCAAACUUGUUCAAAAUAUGAUUCUUAGACUGCAAAACGUGGAGUGCGGGGAGGUGGAACUCCAGCUGCAGUGGAUAGACGUUUCUGGUUCGCUGGGCUUGUAGUACAAAUCUGCUCUACAUAUGUUAAUCCAUCUUAGCCUGCAUAAGUUUUUGUGCUAGAUUUAGGACACACUGCGAAAUAAAAUAUAUCGAUACUAAUUAUUUCUAGAA
Molecule: messenger RNA, 785 nt
Organism: Carya illinoinensis
Lineage: Eukaryota; Viridiplantae; Streptophyta; Magnoliopsida; Fagales; Juglandaceae
Product: protein C2-DOMAIN ABA-RELATED 1-like
Exons: 3
Coding region: 180-677 (165 amino acids)
Source: RefSeq, a predicted model, not a curated record